CGAGCAGUGGGCUCCCAGGGUCCCAGUGCUCUGCGCUCGGCGCACCGAGGGAGCCAAGGCUGUCGGGCUGGCGCUUUCCGCAGCAGCUAGUGCCCUGGCCAAGGAGAAGAUUUGAAACAAAUCUGUAUUAAUGAAGAGCGACUGCAUACAAACCACAAUAUGUCAAGAAAGAAAAAAAGAUCCCAUAGAAAUGUUUCAUUCUGGACAGCUGGUAAAAGUCUGUGCCCCAAUGGUUCGAUAUUCAAAGUUGGCUUUUAGGACACUAGUAAGAAAAUACAGUUGUGAUCUGUGUUACACACCAAUGAUAGUUGCUGCUGAUUUUGUCAAAUCUAUAAAGGCCAGAGACAGUGAAUUUACCACAAACCAAGGUGAUUGCCCAUUGAUUGUUCAGUUUGCUGCUAACGAUGCAAGACUUUUAUCUGAUGCUGCUCGUAUAGUCAGUCCUUAUGCGAAUGGAAUAGACAUUAACUGUGGUUGCCCUCAGAGGUGGGCAAUGGCAGAAGGUUAUGGGGCUUGCUUAAUAAACAAGCCGGAGCUUGUUCGAGACAUGGUGACACAAGUAAGAAAUCAAGUGGAAAACCCUGGAUUUUCAGUUUCUAUUAAAAUAAGGAUCCAUGAUGACCUUAAAAGAACUGUAGAUCUUUGUCGAAAGGCUGAAGCAACAGGAGUUUCAUGGAUUACAGUCCAUGGAAGAACUGUUGAAGAAAGACAUCAGCCAGUGCACUAUGAUUCCAUUAAAAUAAUUAAAGAAAAUAUGUCUAUACCUGUAAUUGCUAAUGGAGAUAUCAGAAGCUUAAAGGAGGCAGAAAAUGUGUGGCAGAUUACUGGGACAGAUGGUGUGAUGGUUGCAAGAGGACUUUUAGCAAACCCGGCCAUGUUUGCUGGAUAUGAGGAAACCCCACUGAAAUGCAUCUGGGACUGGGUUGACAUUGCUCUUGAACUCGGGACUCCUUACAUGUGUUUCCACCAACAUUUAAUGUACAUGAUGGAAAAGAUAACUUCAAGGCAGGAAAAAAGAGUAUUUAAUGCUCUGUCAAGCACAUCAGCAAUCAUAGAUUACCUUACAGACCAUUAUGGCAUUUGACUAGACUUCCCAAAUAAUUUAAAUAUAUACUUUUAGACCUAUAGUGAAACAACAGAACAUUAUAUUUUGCACCUUAAACAAGUAGCUCUCAAAUGUUAGUAUAAAAACAAUCCCUGGGAGCAUUUUGUAAAAGUCAGUCCUGCACCCCACCCCUCCCUCAUAGAUUCUGAUUUGGUAGAUCUGGAGUAAACCCAGAAUUUACAAUUUAAAGAAAACUCCCAGUGGUUCAAACAUCCUGAUCAUCCUAGGCAAACACUGACAAAUACUGUUCUGAAUCCUGUUAUGGAGAUAUUUGGGGGAUGGGUAGAGUUGGAAUUUUCUCCUAAAGGAGUCAUGUUUUCUCAUGUUAACAUUUUUAAAUAAAAUUUAUUUUAAUACUAAG
Sapajus apella (tufted capuchin) is the source of this 1466-nucleotide messenger RNA. RefSeq names its product dihydrouridine synthase 4 like (gene DUS4L). The transcript is spliced from 7 exons. NCBI's taxonomy places the organism in Eukaryota, Metazoa, Chordata, Mammalia, Primates, Cebidae. The record is from RefSeq and is a predicted model, not a curated record. Gene Ontology annotation, molecular function: tRNA dihydrouridine synthase activity; flavin adenine dinucleotide binding. Gene Ontology annotation, biological process: tRNA processing. Bases 131 to 1084 code for a protein of 317 amino acids.